AUAACCGAAGAUUUAUAAUUUUAAAUGCAAAUCAAUUUUAUCCAAAUUGAAUGCACCCUCCCCUAAGACUUGAAAAGCAGAACAAUAUAAUUGUUUUGACUUAUAGAUUCGAAUAACCAAAAACUCAACCAAAAAAUUAAAGAAAAUGUAAAUCCUACAAAACAAGGGGGCAUGUAAAGAAAUAAAAAACAAUUCGACAAUUAACUGCUAAAGAAACCGCAAAGCAAUUAGCGACUCCACGAAUCAAACUAACUUCUUCACUCCUACUACAUAACUCCCACUCUUCCCCAUUUUUUCUCUCUUUUCUUUGGACGAUGAAUAACAAUUUAGACUUGGAUCUCAAUUUGAAUCCCCCAUCGGCUCCCUCCAAUGUAACCCCCCCAAGUCACAACCAAACCCCGAGAAGAAAACGCACUAGAAGAACCUCCAACAACGAAGCCACUUCUUCAUCCUCUUCAAGGCGUAAACCUGACCCUAAUGCUCCCUUAAUCACAGAACCAUGCAAAGUAUGUGGCAAAAAGUUCUGGUCUUCCAAGGCACUCCAUGGACACAUGAGAUCUCACCCUGAGCGUCAAUGGCGUGGCAUCAACCCUCCUCCUAACCACCAACCAACAGCACCGCCGGUUUCUGUUACAGCGGAAGAAGGUCAAGUGUUAGCUAAUGCCUCCACGACCGGUUCAAGUGUAGGAGUUGAAGGACGGUUCGAGUGUGAAGGUUGUAAGAAAGUGUUUGAGUCACGUCAAGCGUUAGAUGGACAUUUAUGUUCCGCCAUUUUAAACUUAAACAUAGAUCCACCUCCUCCUUCUACUCCUCAAGAGAUCGUUGAUGAAGAUGAUAAGAGUAAGAGUGUGAUGGUUGUGUCAGGGAUGAAUCAUCGGUGUGACAUCUGUUCGAAAGCGUUUUCUAGUGGUCAAGCUUUGGGUGGUCACAUGAGGCGUCAUUGGCAUAAGGAUCGAAAGGAGAAGAAACAAGCUUCGACUGGUAUCGAUCUCAAUGUUCCUGCGUCGACCAACUUGCCCGGUUCUUCUUCAGACACAUUGCCAGAGUCUUCUUUGGAUCUUAGGUUACGACUCUGACAUUAUAAUAUAUAUAAUGGGUAUUGGUUUCUUUCUCUUUACGAAACUCUAUUUUAUGUGUGCGCACGAUUUGUAUGAUGAAUUUAUACGAUUGGGGGUAUUGUAAUAUUCUAUUUUAAACUUAUUUGUUGACGGUGAAAUUGCAUUAUAGGAUAUAUGUGUUUGGUAAUAUUCAAUAUAAAUGUGAAAGUUAGCUUUUUUUUUGUUAAGUCCAUCAGUUUUCAUAAUCGUUAGAUCUUUAUGUUUCUCUGUCUAAGGAAUGUUAUAUUCUUGUUAUGUUUUUUAACUGAAACUUUACCUUAUCGAAUGUUGUAUCCUAAUAAUUGCAUUACAAGAGAUAUGGAAAUGUAGAUUCACAAAAAAGCCAACUUUAUUUUCAAUCUAAUUUUUACAGAGGUGCUCGUUACAGUUCCAUUUACAUAUAGAAGUUGUUAUUGUUAGUGAAAUAAUGAGGGGAAUAUUAUUAAGUGAAAUAGAAAUGAGUUCAUUCAAUUCAAUUCUCCCAAAUAACUAGGCCUACAAAUAACAUGAGAGGAAUUUUUCUCUCCAACAUUAGUUAAUUUUGUUCUAAGAAAUUAGUUAUUUUUCAGUGAAUAUAGUAAAAUUACUUCUAUUAUUUUCUCACAAUUUCAGUUAAAAAUGGUGAAACCUUAGAGAAAUAUCUAAUUCUACGUACUAACUUGUAACCUUAAUUGUUAGGAUCUCAACGAAACUUUGUUAUGUUAGCUUUCUAAUUUUUCUCAAAAUACGGUCAUGACUAAGCUUCAAUUAUAUUAUUCAGCGACAUAUGUUAAAAACGACAUAUAUAAAAAUAAAAUAUUUUAUUCGCUGCUAUAUUUGUCUAGUCCGAUUGCUGCUGGAGUAUCGUUGAGGUUGAUGCAGGCUGAGAGUAAUGGAGUUCCUAUGGCCCAUUUGCUCUCUUCUGGACAGGAAAUUUCUCGCGUGCUUGUAAAAUUGAAGGGAAACUCCUCAGAGGUGGUUAGUAAGAAACCACCAAAGUGGCGAGAUGAAAACAGCCGUGUAGAAUUGUCAAGGCGCAAAUGUUAACCUGAAGAGGAAUGAACAUCUUCACAAGUUGUAUCACUGCUUUAGAAUUAUGUUUUUGUUUUUGCUAAAAGUAAUUUUUUUUUGCUAACUAGGUAUUUAUUUACUGUACACAUAUUUCUAUACAUCCGCAAAUAAAUACCUAUUUACCAAAAACAUAUUUUUUCUUCUGUAGAUCAGGCUUUUGUCUAAUCCUCGUUAUAAUAUUUUUUGAACCCAAUGUAUAACAAAAUGACCCAAACUUUUAUAAUAAUUAUACUAUUAACUGGAAAAAAACGAUUAAGUGAAAGCAUUAUAAUUUCAUUGACUGAUUAAUUCACAUUGGUGACUCGAAUAAUUUUGGUUUAAGAUGUCUAGUCAUACAAAACUCGUCAUUAAACCUCUCUAAACUUGCUGAGGUUAAUGCAUGAUUGACUUCUCUAAACCAUUUUAAUUACAAUUUUCUCAAUCUCGGGUUGUCUUAGUCUAUCAUAUGGUUAUUCUAAUCAAAACUCACUGGAUUGUUAUCCUCUAAUUUCAGUUAGGUUCCCAACUCUUUUGUUAAAUAUUAUAUUGUAUGGUUUAAGUAAUAUAUGUCGUUUGUUACACAAAAUUACUUAAUAUGUAAUUCCAAUCUAAAAAUUACAUGUUAUAUUAUUUAUGGAUUAGAAUUUAUGUUUAUAGACGUUUAGAUUUAUUUUAGGGUCUAGUGUCAAUUUUUCAAGAUCAAAAUAUCGGAUAAGUUUCGAUAUCUCUUAACACUUGAGUAAAUCAUUUUCAAAAAAAAAGAAUACACCAAAUAAAUAUAGAGAAAUUGCACUGGGUAUACAAACAUAACCUGUAUAUUUGCAUGGAUGGAUUUUCGUCUUUAUGUAUGACAUGUUUUUUUUUAAUGUCUACACUGUCCCUAUUCCUACAUCGCAACCUAAUAUCUAAUACAUUUUGAAAACCCUAUAUUUUAUUUAUCCGUGUGAAGUGAGAGAGACUUUGGUCAUCAUUACAAUCUAUACACGAGAUUUCAGAAUUAUUUUCUCAUCUCUCCCAGACUCUUUGUUUUCUCCGCAGUUUCGAUUAUACUCUCUCUCAAUCUCUUUGAUUUCUCCGUUAGAACCAAUGUCCACAUAGAAUCUUACAUCUCUCUCAUUCUUUCUAAGUUUUUCCUACAAUACCUUAGCGACGAUACCGGCUUCAAUCAAUUACAAUCAUCUAUUAAAAUCCAUCGGAAUCGUUGCUCCAAAACAAUCUCAUACUCGCCGGAAUCUCACUGUAUUCAAUUAUCUCCUAUUCGAUUAUCAUGUCACUAAUUGAUGCUAUUGUUUUGUUUGAUGAGUACGUGAUGAUGAUGGCUGCUGGAUAUCAUUUUUUGGAACCACCAAUGAACUGAACAGUCGCAAACCCCCUCAAAAGCACCAAUGCAAAUUAUGUGUAUACGGGAAUCAAAAGAGUAGUGUAUGUGAGCUUCUUCGAACAGUAGAUAGGAGCUGCGUCUGGACGCAAAAAUAGUGCUUAGUCUUGGUGAUUCUUUACGAGCAAAUGCUAUUAACUUAGCUAUGAUUUACUGUUAGACUGUUAACAUAUGUAAUAGCCUAGAAAUCCAAUGUUAGAUGGCUAACAAUUUUAAUAGCAUAUAAUCAUUUAUCUGUUUAUGUAUCUUUGAAUAAUAUUGUCGCUCUACUAGCCUGUUUAGUGA
Brassica napus (rape) is the source of this 3789-nucleotide messenger RNA. Its product is annotated as zinc finger protein ZAT2-like. The record is from RefSeq and is a predicted model, not a curated record. NCBI's taxonomy places the organism in Eukaryota, Viridiplantae, Streptophyta, Magnoliopsida, Brassicales, Brassicaceae. The transcript has 2 exons. The coding region runs from base 315 to 1076 and encodes 253 amino acids.